Molecule: messenger RNA, 1818 nt
Organism: Lizanozyma spartinae
Lineage: Eukaryota; Fungi; Ascomycota; Pichiomycetes; Serinales; Debaryomycetaceae
Product: Chk1 protein kinase
Exons: 1
Coding region: 1-1818 (605 amino acids)
Biological process (GO): mitotic G2 DNA damage checkpoint signaling; protein phosphorylation
Cellular component (GO): cytoplasm; nucleus; site of double-strand break
Molecular function (GO): protein kinase activity; ATP binding
Source: RefSeq, a predicted model, not a curated record
AUGUCCCAGUUUCUUUCAAGGCUUGAACCGUUGCCCAAGAUCUCAAAUAUUAAUGUGGGUCAGCGUUUGGGUCAGGGGGCUUUCGCUGCUGUUCGGUUAGGAGAACUACUGGGCCCUCCACCUAAUCAGCUUGUGGCGGUGAAAUUUAUCCAUAGAAGAUCGGCUAAUUCUUUAGGUGUGUCUGAUGACCGAAUUGGAUAUGAAAUUCGUAUUCAUAAAGAGUGUAGUGGUCAUCCCAACAUUAUAAAUUUGUUUCUGUCUGGUACAGAUAAUGUUUGGGUUUAUAUGGUGAUGGAAUUAGCAGGUGGCGGAGAUCUUUUCGAUAAAAUUGACCCCGAUGUUGGAUUAUCACCAGAAAUUUCCAAUUUCUACUUUCGUCAGCUUAUAAAUGCAGUCGAUUACAUCCAUAUGAAAGGUGUUGCUCAUAGAGAUAUUAAGCCGGAGAAUAUUUUUAUUGAUGAUGGUGGUAAUUUAAAACUUGGUGAUUUUGGUCUUGCUACUGUAUUUCGUAGACAUGGAAGUGCAAAUGUUCAGUUAUCUUACACACCAUGUGGUUCCGGUCCUUAUAUGGCUCCAGAAAUAGUCGAAAAGGGUGGAAGGGGUAACUGUGGCUAUGAAUCUACUGGAGUUGAUAUUUGGGCUUGUGGAGCUGUCCUUUUCGUUCUCUUGUCAGGACAAAUUCCUUGGGAAGCACCUCUCUAUCAACGUGAUUUCAACUUUACAAGAUAUGUUGAUAUUGUUGCCGAAGGAUCAAAUAUUCCUGAUGAUCCCUGGACAAGGUUUUCUCCUGAGAUUUUAGGUUUACUCAGAGGUAUCAUGAAACCAGAUUGUACUGAAAGAUUUAGCAUGAAACAAAUUAGAGCUCACACUUGGAUGAAUAUGGAUAACAUUUUUAUGGAUAAGAAAGGGAUGUGUUCCGAUUCCGAAGAACUUGCAGAAGAAUUAUAUUCCAGAUUGCAUGUUGCAACAUCAGAAGAUGACUUGCAAUUUGCAAUGUCAUCAUCCUAUGAUAGAGAAUCAUCUCAUUUCAUGCCUAUUGGUGAGCCUAUUGACUCAAUACCUGACUUGUGUUCUUCAUCAGCAUUAUCAUCUUUUGGCGGUGCUUCAGAUUUAUCACAGAAGUUUACAAACUCCCCACACGUUUCCUUAGCCAGACCCUCCAUUAGAACUGAUUCUCAACAACAACUGCAGCAACCUCCAUCUGUUUCAGCUUCACCUUCUCGUGCUAGAGCUACACUUCCAUCCAUUUCCAGUUAUUCUCAACCAGCCAAUAAUUAUGCGGUUAUUAUUGAUGACUUCAGUUCUGAGUUGGUAUUUGCUUCCCAAAAUCCAAGAGCAGAUGUUGCAAAACUUCCGUCUUAUAACAUGCAAGAUGAGCAUGAAAGAAUAUUGGCCAUUGUUUCUAAAGAUCCAGCAGUACUUCAAUUUCGUAAGACGAAAAAGCUGACAGACAAAUCCAAAUACCAAUUCUCCAUCAAAAGUAUGACCCGAUUCUUUUCAACUACACCACUUGAAUCCUUGGUACAUAUGCUUUUAGAUGCGUUCCAUAGGUUGGGAGUAACUUCAGAUUCCAUGGAAAAUUUACGUUCUGAAGAUAUGGCUACUGAGACAGAACUAUACAUUGCUGUUGGAAUCUCUGGUGGGUCAUCCAAGUUUCCCGUUAAAGGGUAUAUUCAUAUCACUCGUCCAGACUCUGCAACCAAUUUCAAACAAGUUGAAUUUGUUAAGCUGAAGGGUGAUCCAUUGGAAUGGCGUAACUUCUUCAAAAAAGUUACUUUACUUUGUAGAGAUGCUGUUUACAUUGACCAAGAGAUUUAG